This is a messenger RNA of Labeo rohita (rohu), 1691 nucleotides long. It is a transcript of the gene zmynd12, whose product is annotated as zinc finger, MYND-type containing 12. The coding region runs from base 378 to 1439 and encodes 353 amino acids. The transcript has 8 exons. The record is from RefSeq and is a predicted model, not a curated record. Gene Ontology annotation, molecular function: protein binding. Lineage: Eukaryota; Metazoa; Chordata; Actinopteri; Cypriniformes; Cyprinidae.
GUAAACUCGCAGAUCCUGUUUUACUUGUAUUUCGAGACAAUAAGACUUUGCAAAUUAAGCGUUUUAGCGAUAUAAGUAUGUAAAAUAUCUAUUUAAGUACAAUAAUGACUUUAUUAUAAAAUACAAAACCAUAAAACGUGUAUAUAAAAAAACAAAACAAAUCGUAGCCAAGAAAGACAAAUCCUCGUCAGCUGGCCCGAGGUCGUCUCCAUGGGAACCAUUUUGAAAAACACUAACUCAGAAAGGACAGAAAGGAAGAAUUAUUGCGUGAGGUGGAAAAACUGUUGAAGCUUGUGGCCAGAAAGGAAAAUAAACGUUUUUGUAUUAAUUUAAUCACAUUUUGGAGGCUGAAACAGCUGCGAGUGCAUUUAUUUAGGAUGUCGGCCGCUAUUAACCCGUUAGCAAAUCCUAAAGGAGUGAAGAAGCUGUGCGAACUUUGCCAGAGGCCUGCAAAACUUCAGUGCACAAAAUGCCUGGUCACAUUUUACUGUAAUUCUGACCACCAGCAGGCUGACUGGACCAGUAUUCAUGAAAAAGUCUGUCCGUUGCUGGUAUCUAUCCACACACCUGCACUAUUCGGCACGCUGCAGUCUGACCGAGACCGCCACCACAAAGAAACACUGAAGAAACAGAAACAUCUAGUAGAGAUUGCUCAUUUAGAGGCACAAAGGUGGGUGUCCAAGAAAAGGUUCCAGGAUGUUUUACCAGCCGCUCUCCUAUUCCUACGCUGGGCCAUGCGGGUGUACGGAUCCUGUGCUGUCGAACUGGUACCAGCUUAUCUACUGCUUGCACAGGCUAAUAUAGGUUUAGGUUCUCUCUCCCAGGCACAUGAGUAUCUGUCUAAGGCCGAGUGGACAGUAAUGAAAACACCAGGCUGCAGUAACACUGUCCUUCAUCAGCUACACAGAACCCUGGGCCGUCUGCACACUGCCAUGGGAAAAUACGCAUCUGCUCUUACUCACUUUGCCAAUGACGUGUACUAUGCCAGUGAGAUGUUUGGUUUGGCUAGUACUGUGACGUCUGGAGGAUAUUUCCUAAUGGCUGAUGUGUUUCUGAAGCAAAACAAGCCUGACGUUGCCCUUUCACUCUACACAGAGGUGGCGAAUUCAUGGCACGCUUACUUGUGUAAGCUGAUGGAUGGUAUCAGUCAGAGCGGCACUCAACCAAAGGAGUGUUUUGAUGAGGCCCAGUGUAUGGAGGCUGAUCAGAUGUUGAGAUGUAUCUUAGAGUUUGAGGAACAGUGUGUGAAGCCUCGCCCUGACCAGUCAGCCAUGUUGGCUCAUUCUCUGGCUAUGCUGUGGCUGCUAUGCAACAACUACACCAAGGCAUUGGAGUAUGGGAAGAAGGCUGAGAUGUUGAUCCAGGGGUUAAGUGAACAAAACAGACUGAGAGAGUCAAUCCAUAAUCUACUACAACAUGCUGAAAAACACUUGGAAUGAGACCCGGCCACUAACCUACACACCACAAACCUCCAAAAAACAUAGAAUCAAAAUGCAUAACAAAAAACACAACACAACAACAUUCAAACAGUGCCUUUACACUGUACAGUGCUCAUAUUCAUUCAUUUGUGCAAUCAAUGGGGACAUUGGAUGCUUACUUUCCACAAGUUGGUAUGAUUCUUUAGGGUCUUUUUGAAAUGUCUGCAACAUACUUGGGGUAAAAUUUCUCAGUAGUUGUAAAAAAGGCAGUGA